AUGGCGCCUCCUAAUCUUCCUGUUAAUCCGAUCAACGAUGUUUCUCUGCCUGAAAUCAUAGAAGAAUAUUUCGACUUGUCGGAUGAGCUUAGUGUUAGAGGUGUUCCACUGCUUGAUGAAGUUCCAAACAAUGUCACUUUCAGUCCCUUUAAUUCAAUCUGCCAGCCUUGUGACGAUGUUCCACUUCCCCUGCUCAACCGUGUCGGUGCCUUGUCACACAAGGGAGGGUUCCUGGGGUUCAAAGCGGAUGUGCCUUCGGAUAGGUUGAAGAAUUCCUUGGGAAGAUCCAGUGACAGGGAUUUUCUCAGCAUUUUUCGGUUCAAGACAUGGUGGUCUACCAUGUGGGUUGGAAACUCCGGUUCGAAUUUGCAGAAGGAAACACAAUGGGUGCUUUUUGAUGUCCCUGAGAUAAAAUCCUAUGUGAUCAUCAUACCGAUUAUUGAUGGAUCUUUUAGGUCUGCUCUUCAACCCGGUAGUGAUGGACAUGUUGUGAUCUGUGCCGAGAGCGGGUCUACGCAAGUGAAAGCAUCUAAUUUCGAUGCUAUUGCUUAUGUUCAUGCUUCUGACAAUCCUUACAACUUGAUGAAAGAGGCCUUUAGUGCUAUUAGGGUUCAUCUUAAUACCUUCAGGCUGUUGGAAGAGAAAACAGUUCCGAAUCUGGUUGACAAAUUCGGUUGGUGCACUUGGGAUGCCUUCUACUUAACGGUUGAACCUGCUGGAAUUUGGCACGGUAUAAAUGAGUUCACUGAAGCCGGUGUGUCUCCUCGCUUUCUCAUCGUUGAUGAUGGCUGGCAAAGCAUCAGUUUUGAUGAAAAUGAAGACCCGAAUGAGGACGCGAAAAAUCUAGUCCUUUGUGGAAGUCAGAUGCUUGCUAGGCUUCACAGGUUUGACGAGUGCAAGAAAUUCCGGAACUACAAAGGCGGUUCCAUGUUAAGUCCAAACGCGCCUUCGUUUGAUCCCAAAAGGCCAAAGAUGUUGAUAGCAAAAGCAAUAGAAAUUGAGCAAGCUGAGAAGACCCGUGACAAGGCCGUUCGGUCUGGGGUCACUGACCUAUCUGUCUUCGAAACAAAAAUUCAGAAGUUGCAGCAAGAGUUGAGUGAGUUACUUGGUGGGCAAGAAACUGGUGCUAGUAAUGGAAGCUGCCGGGGAUGUACUUGCAGGGUUGGAAGCUAUGGACUGAAGGCUUUCACAAGUGACUUGAGAAGCAAUUUUAAGGGUUUGGAUGAUAUAUAUGUGUGGCAUGCUCUUUGUGGGGCCUGGUGUGGUGUUAAGCCUGGUGCAACCCAUCUCAAUGCUAAGAUCACUCCCUGCAUUCUCCCUCCCGGACUUGACGGAACUAUGAAUGAUCUCGCGGUGGAUAAAGUGCUUGAAGGGGGAAUGGGGCUUGUUCAUCCCGAUCAUGCUUCUCUUUUAUACGACUCGAUGCAUUCGUACCUCUCUGAAGUUGGCGUCACAGGAGUCAAAGUGGAUGUUAUUCAUAUUCUUGAAUAUGUGUCUGAGGAACAUGGAGGUCGCGUGGAGCUUGCGAAGGCUUAUUACAAGGGCCUGAGUGAUUCUCUUGUGAAGAACUUCAAUGGGAGUGGACUUAUUUCUAGCAUGCAGCAAUGCAACGACUUCUUCUUCCUCGGGACAAGGCAAAUUUCCAUGGGAAGAGCUGGUGAUGAUUUUUGGUUCCAGGACCCGAGUGGAGAUCCAAUGGGAGUUUACUGGCUACAAGGUGUUCAUAUGAUCCACUGCUCCUACAACAGUAUGUGGAUGGGGCAGAUGAUCGUGCCGGAUUGGGAUAUGUUCCAAUCAGACCAUCUUUGUGCCAAAUAUCAUGCCGGGUCUAGGGCUAUCUGUGGAGGUCCGGUGUAUUUAAGUGACUUCGUUGGUAGUCAUGAUUUCGAUCUCAUCAAGAAGCUUGUUCAUCCAGAUGGAACUGUUCCCAAUUGCCUGCAUUGUGCCCUUCCAACCAGAGACUGCCUCUUCAAAAAUCCUUUGUUUGACGGCAAAACUGCUCUCAAAAUUUGGAACUUCAACAAGUUUGGUGGUGUGAUUGGAGGAUUCAACUGCCAAGGAGCAGGUUGGGACCCCAAGGAGCAAAGGAUCAAAGGCUUUCCAGAUUGCUACAAGCCAAUCCUUUGUUCAGUGCAUGUUUCUGAUAUUGAAUGGGAUCAAAACUUAGAACUAGCUCAUAUGGGAAAGGCUGAAGAGUACAUUGUCCAUCUCAACCAGGACGAUGAACUCCGCGUUUUGACUCCAAAAUCUGCUGCUAUUCAAAUCACUAUCCAGCCGUCUUCCUUUGAGAUUUUCACCAUUGUGCCAGUCCAAACCCUCAGCCCUGGCAACAAAUUCGCUCCGGUGGGACUUACAAACAUGUUCAACAGUGGAGGAAGCAUCCAGGAAUUGGAGUACACAAUUGAGGGGGAAGUUAGUGCAAAGGUGAAGGUCAAAGGUGGAGGCAGUUUCUUGGCCUACGCGAGUGGGUGUCCAAAGAAAUGUUGUCUGAAUGGUGGAGAGGUGGCUUUUGAGUGGUCUGAUAAGGGCAAACUGAAGCUCAAUCUUCCUUGGGUUGAAGAAGCUGCUGGCAUUUCUGAGUUAGUUUUUAUGUUUUGA
Pyrus x bretschneideri (Chinese white pear) is the source of this 2598-nucleotide messenger RNA. RefSeq names its product stachyose synthase-like. The record is from RefSeq and is a predicted model, not a curated record. Lineage: Eukaryota; Viridiplantae; Streptophyta; Magnoliopsida; Rosales; Rosaceae.